This is a messenger RNA of Aspergillus heteromorphus CBS 117.55, 1659 nucleotides long. RefSeq names its product FAD binding domain protein. Bases 1 to 1659 code for a protein of 552 amino acids. The record is from RefSeq and is a predicted model, not a curated record. Gene Ontology annotation, molecular function: FAD binding. Lineage: Eukaryota; Fungi; Ascomycota; Eurotiomycetes; Eurotiales; Aspergillaceae. The transcript has a single exon.
AUGGCCUCCCCACCCCCCAUCCUAAUCCUCGGCGCCAGCAUCGUCGGCCUAACCGCCUCCCUCGCCCUCACGACCGCCGGAAUCCCCAACAUAACCCUCGAAAAGCACACCCAUAUCUCUGCCCACCCGCGCGCAAUGGGCUUCACACCACGCACAAUGGAAUACUACCGCAGUCUCGGAAUCGCGGAACAGAUCCCGCAAGCACCAGCCGAUUUCACUCUCCUGCGGGCGCGCGUGCACAGUCUUGCAGGGGAAUGGUUCGAGCGGACGGCUUGGUCGAAGGUUGAAUCUGAACCCAAUCCCAACCCCAAACCCAACCCCAAACCCAAGGUCCAGCCAACCCCGAAGCGAAAGCCGAAGUUCUCGUCACUGAGAGGAGCGGCGAUCCCGCAGGAUAAGCUGGAGCGGAUACUUGAGACGACGGCCUUGGCGCGGGGAGCGGAUAUUAGGCGCGGAUGGACGGUGACUGGGUUUGUUCAGGAUGAGAGGGGCAUCACUGUUACUGCACUCACUCCGGAGGGGGAGAAGACUACUAUCAGGGGAGUGUACCUCAUCGCUGCGGAUGGGAGCAAGUCGACGAUUCGGACGCAAUUGGAUAUCCUCCGGACCGGACGUGGUCAUAUGCAGACUAUGCGCAGCGUGCUCUUCCGGGCUGAUCUCUCGGAAUACGCAACCGAGGUGUUGCAGUUUAAUAUCGAACAGCCUGGUCUUCGGGCUUUUCUGACGACGUAUAAUGAUGGUCGAUGGGUAUUGAUGUUUUACGAUGAUAUUGAGCGCAAUGGCAGGACUCUGCUAUCGUGUAUCUGUGCGGCAAUCGGUCGGGAUGACAUCCCCGUUGAGAUAAUCACUACUGGUCGAUGGGAGCUGACUGCUUGGGUAGCGGAGCGGUUCCGGGUUGGCAGGGUGUUUCUUGUUGGCGACGCUGCGCAUACGUUACCUCCGAAUCGGGGCGGAUAUGGCGCGAAUACUGGGAUUGGGGACGUGGAGAAUCUGGUGUGGAAGAUGAAGAUGGUGCUGGGUGUUGGUGGUGGUUGUCCAGCGGGAGAGGAGUUGCUGGAUACGUAUGAGGUUGAGAGGAGGUCGGUUGCGUUGUUGCGUCAUGAGCAGAUCUUCGCGAGGGCGGAUUAUAAGGUUCAUUUGGAAGAGGGAAGAGAGGGGGGAGAGGUGGUGAGGCUGGAUGAUGACGCAGUGGAGUUUGGACAGAUUUAUCGGUCGAAGGGGUUCCUGGGGGAGGAAGGCGAGUAUAAGGUGCCGUUGGCGCUGCCGCCGGCGUUGAGGCCGGAUGAAUGGAAGGGACAGCCGGGAACGAGGGUGCCGCAUUUUAUGGUGAAGAUGGAGGAUGGGAGGGAGGUGUCGAUUGCGGAGGUGGUGGAUGGGAUGGGGUGGACGGUUUUAUCGGCUGGAGAGAAAUGGAGGGGCGUUGUUGAGGAUGUCAAUGACGGGUUGCAGGUGGUGGGAGGGGUGCGUCAUGUUAGGGUUGGUGAUGCGGAGGAGUUUUGCAGGGCGUUUGGGAUGGAGGAGGGGGCGGUGCUGGUCAGACCGGAUGGGUAUAUUGCUUGGAGGACGGAGGGGGUGGCCGAUGGGUUGGUUGCUGAGCUUGGUAGGGCUUUGGAAACGGUUGCAUUUAGGAAUAGUUCAAAAUGGGGGCUGUUGCUUUGA